AUGAAUAGUGAAUCUGAUAGAUUAUCUAAAAAUUAUAUAGAAGAUGAGUUUUUAGAAAAUAUUAAUGAUUCUAAUAAUAUUGCUAAGAUAGACAAUAUAAGUAUAGGUCUAGAACAAAUCAUAAUUAGUAAAGAAAUUAGAAAAACAGAAAGUAGAGUACAAGGAAGAAAAAGAGAUCAAAGAAAUAAAAUUAGAAAAAGUUCAAAAAGAAGAGAUGCAAUUUCUGCUCAAUUGCCUAAGCUAUCUGACUUUAAUAUUUUAGUUCAUAUUUAA
Molecule: messenger RNA, 273 nt
Organism: Scutellospora calospora
Lineage: Eukaryota; Fungi; Glomeromycota; Glomeromycetes; Diversisporales; Gigasporaceae
Source: the annotation of a GenBank genome assembly